This is a messenger RNA of Spodoptera frugiperda (fall armyworm), 2756 nucleotides long. Its product is annotated as alanine--glyoxylate aminotransferase 2, mitochondrial. NCBI's taxonomy places the organism in Eukaryota, Metazoa, Arthropoda, Insecta, Lepidoptera, Noctuidae. The transcript is spliced from 17 exons. The coding region runs from base 149 to 2734 and encodes 861 amino acids. Gene Ontology annotation, molecular function: ATP binding; L-alanine:glyoxylate transaminase activity; pyridoxal phosphate binding. Gene Ontology annotation, cellular component: mitochondrion. Gene Ontology annotation, biological process: tRNA aminoacylation; glyoxylate catabolic process. The record is from RefSeq and is a predicted model, not a curated record.
UUAUCAUUGAUGUAAAUGACAAUGCAUUGUAAACAGACCUUUAUGAUAAUAAUAUAGUAGAUUGUAAAUAUGUGUCGUUCCACGGGGGGCAGCCCAUCUUCGAUUCAGUUAAAUUCAGUAAUACGUCGGCCGUCGCGCAGUAAACACGAUGGCUGAUAAAGUUGCAAAACUUAGCUACAAGACGUUAGCGAGGAGCUAUAGCACAAAGGUGCCAACAAUCCCGAAAUCUGACUUCAAACCGAAACAGUAUGCUGGUCCAUCAUUUCAAAAGAUCGAAGCACUGAAGAGUGACCACAUACCGCCAGCAGUGUACAACAUCUACAAGAAACCUGUUCUCCUGCACCAGGGGCACAAGCAGUGGCUGUUCGACCACGAAGGUCGAAGGUAUCUGGACCUCUUUGGUGGAAUCGUCACUGUCUCUGUUGGCCAUUGUCAUCCCAAAGUGGUUGGAGCAUUACAAGAACAAAUAAACUCAUUAUGGCACUGCACGAACAUUUAUCGACAUCCAAAGAUCUAUGAAUACGUCGAGCAACUCGUCGCGAAGUUUCCUGGAGACUUAAAGGUGGUGUACUUGGUGAACAGUGGGACGGAGGCCAAUGACCUCGCGACCCUCCUGGCGAAGGCCUACACAGGCAACUUGGACGUCGUGUCCCUGCAGAGCAGCUACCAUGGAUACUCGUCCGCCCUGAUGGGACUCACCGCCACCCAGUCCUAUAGGAUGAAAUUACCUGUGCCUCCUGGAUUUUACCAUACAAUGUUACCGGACCCCUUCAGAGGUAUCUGGGGCGGGUGUCGCGACUCGCUGUCCCAAGUGCCUGGCGCUUGUUCCUGCCCUGGCGACUGCGUCACCGCCGACAAAUAUGUUCACCAGCUCAGUGAGCUUCUAGAAAAUUCGAUACCAAAGGGACGACUGGCGGCUUUGUUUGCGGAGUCCAUCCAAGGAGUCAAUGGCACGGUGCAGUUUCCAAAGGGCUAUUUGAAAAAAGCACAUGAACUAGUCAAGAAGUAUGGAGGACUGUACGUAGCUGAUGAAGUUCAAACAGGCUUUGGACGAACAGGAGACAAGUUCUGGGGUUUUGAGAACCACGACGUGAUCCCAGAUAUUGUGACGAUGGCCAAGGGUAUUGGCAAUGGUUUCCCCAUGGCUGCCGUGGUCACCACCAAGGAGAUUGCUGCUGCCCACGCCGGUACCACGUACUUCAACACGUUUGGCGGAAACCCCAUGGCUUCGGCUGUUGGCAAAGCUGUUUUGGAUGUGAUCGAAGAAGAAGGAUUGCAGAACAAUUGCAAAGUUAUAGGAAAAUAUUUCAUCGAACAACUGAUGCAGUUGCAAAAAGUACAUCCGAUCAUUGGAGAUGUGCGGGGGAAGGGGUUGAUGUUGGGCAUAGAGUUCGUUGAACCCGGUACCAAGGUGCCGUUGCCUGUUGCUGAAAUGAACGCGAUACACGAGGAUAUGAAGGACAUGGGCGUUCUGAUUGGCCGUGGAGGACGCUGGAGUAAUGUAUUAAGAAUAAAGCCGCCAAUGUGUAUAAAUAAGGAAGACUUCACAUCAAAAGUUAUAAAAUGUGAACCAACGACCGAGCCGCUGGUUGAGUACGGGAAGACAUCACAGUUCCAAGGGUACCAGGUGACGUUGGAGAACACUAUACUGUUUCCUGCGGGAGGUGGACAACCACAUGAUGUUGGUCGGCUGAAUAACAUUGAAGUCGUUCAAGUGUUACGCAAAGGAGAUGAGGCUCUACAUUUCACGAGGGAGCCCAUUGAAGUGGGCACUGUGGUGGAACAGGAGAUCAACUGGGACCGACGAUUUGAUCAUAUGCAGCAGCAUUCAGGUCAGCAUUUACUGUCAGCCAUUUUAGAGAAGGAAUAUAAUCUACCGACCACAAGCUGGUGGCUAGGUUUGGAUGAAAGCUAUGUUGAGUUGGACUCUACAAAAGUUAGCGAAGAAGUGAUAAAAGCUGCUGAAAAUAGAUGCAACCAAUUAAUCCAGGAAGCUAUACCAGUCACUGUGAAGUUCUGUAAGGCUAAUGACCCAGAUUUAAAUGAGGCUCACACUCGAGGGCUGCCAAAAGACUGUAUGGAGACAAUCAGGAUUAUAUGCAUCGGUAAUGUAGAUGAGAACAUGUGCUGCGGUACUCAUGUUACUAAUCUCAGCCAACUUCAAACGAUUAAGUUAACGGGCAUUGAGCCAGGGAAGAAGGGCAAAACCAACCUUAAGUUCUUGGUGGGAAACCGAGUUCUUAGAACCUUCCAACUGAUGCUGGACAGAGAGAAGGCCUUGACUGGAUUACUCAAAAACGAACCAACCAGACACGAAGAUUUAGUUCAAAAAUUGCAAAAGAACUUGAAAAUAGCCAACAAGAACUUACAAACAGUCCUGCAAGAACUCGCUCAGUUUGAAAUAGAGAGAAUAAAGAGUUCAAACCCGAAGCCGAAGUAUGUAAUUAUGUUUAAAAAGGAGGCUACCCCUGAGUUCAACCGGGCUGUUAUCAAGGGCUUGGAGGGCGAAGGCCUAUUCUUGUUCUUUGCUUCGGAGGAACCUGAUAAACCGAAAGAGGGACAGAUUAUUAUACAAGGCCCCGAAGAACACUGCAAUGCUUUGGGAACGAAGAUCACAGAACUCUUGAAAGGCAAAGGUGCAUUUAAGAAUGGCAAGUUUCAAGGCAAAGCUGGUGAUUUGAGUGGCAUGAACAAAUGCAAAAAAUUGAUUGAAGACUACUUUAAUAGUCAAUAAAUAAAAUACUCACAAAUAUUCA